Molecule: messenger RNA, 1278 nt
Organism: Chrysemys picta bellii (western painted turtle)
Lineage: Eukaryota; Metazoa; Chordata; Testudines; Emydidae
Gene: TXN2
Product: thioredoxin 2
Biological process (GO): cell redox homeostasis
Cellular component (GO): mitochondrion
Molecular function (GO): protein-disulfide reductase activity
Source: RefSeq, a predicted model, not a curated record
CCAGGAGCCCACCCUGGAUUCUGAAGGUAGCCAACCAAAGCCUAGAACUACGCGCAGGGUCCUGAAGGACAUCUUCGCCAGCCAAUCAUCUUCCAGACCUAGAAAACAGCGGCCCGAAGUUGCUGUUCAAGGGCCAAUCAGCGGGAAGCCGUGAAAAAUUCUAUUUCCCUAGCCAAUCAGCUCCCCGGCAGCGUCUCCGUCACCUCCGCCGCCGAGAAGAUGGCCCAGAGGCUCGUGCUGAGGAGGUUUCUAUCCAUCUCCCCCCAAAAGCUCUCUGUGCCACUUGUGUCGAUCCUCUCCAAGGUGUCAGCAGCACCAUGCUACCCUAGAUCACUUGUCCCUCUUACCCAGAUCACUGUACCUGCUUCCAUUAGGACGUUUUCUACCACACCUGUCUGCAGGGCCACCUUUAACAUCCAGGAUGGGUCUGACUUCCAGGACAGAGUUGUGAACAGCCAAAAGCCGGUGGUGGUAGAUUUUCAUGCACAGUGGUGCGGCCCCUGCAAGAUCUUGGGCCCCAGGUUAGAGAAGAUGGUGGCCAAGCAGCAGGGGAAGGUACUGAUGGCGAAAGUGGACAUUGAUGAUCACACAGACCUGGCCAUUGAAUAUGAGGUCUCAGCUGUGCCGACUGUGCUGGCUAUGAAGAACGGAGAUGUUGUGGAUAAGUUUGUGGGGAUAAAGGAUGAGGAUCAGCUGGAGGCCUUCCUUAAGAAACUCAUUGGAGCCUGAACAAGAGAAACCUGCACCCAGGCCUCUGGAUUUGGUCAUGUUGCAUGCUCUCUUGCCAGGAGAGGCAUGAAGCAAAACUGAACUGCCUUGUAGAACCUGUGCCCUUUUUUGUGUGUGGGUGUGGCCCACCUUCUUCUCUUGGGCAGCAGUAGUCCUGAGCAAUUCUGAGGGUGGGAGAAGCUGGAAUUGGGCUUCCAUCUGUCUGCAAAGAACUGGCAGUGGGGAAAGCAGGAUGACUGCUGAAUUAGAGGUGUGUUUAUCAGUGUCUGUCCUAUCCAGUCCCAGAGCAAUGGGUGGUUACUCUCUGCAGGAUGUGGACACAUAUUUGCUCUGAGUGGGUUUGUUAAAAUCGGGGAUUGCUCUGCUUCAUCCAUGAUACCUGCAUCCUUGUCCUCCUGUUGCUGGGACAAGUCUGAAUCCUCUGUGGCUCCUUGAGCCUAUGCCACACUCUCCCCUGCUGCUGAUUUAUGAAGAGAAACAUUUUUUUGUUUUUUGGGGGGGUGGGGAGGGGGGGUUGUAGGUCUGUAAUAAAGAUAACUUUAUUAAUCA